AUGGCAACAAAUACACCUCCAAAUAUUUCUGCACGAAUAUUUUACGGUCUAAGAACUGACAUUCAGUACAACGCCCAUUAUAUGACGGAUUCAGAGAUUAUAUACCCAGCUGGUGGUGUAAUAGUUGUUCAUAACCAUAUUCAGAAGAAGCAAAAAUUUAUCCGGCUUCAAGACAAGCACAAACCAAUAAAGUCUUUAGUUUUGGCACCCAACAGACGUUGGUUAGCUCUUAACGAAAUCGCUGAAGAAGGCCAAAAGCCAAUAAUUACUAUAUACGACCUUAACACUUACAAGAGACGUAAAAUUCUUACUGUGCCUUUCGAAAAUUCAACGGCACGCGAAUUCGCAUGUAUUCAAUUCACAUACGAUUCGAAAUAUCUAGUGGCUAUAACUGGAGAACCAGAUUGGUAUUUGUAUUAUUAUAACUGGGAUAAAGGAAAAGUAGAGAGUCAUGCAAAAGCACAAAAUCCAAGCGGCCAGGGGAUUGUAGAAAGCGUACAAUGUAAUCCCACUGACGCAACGCUCGUGGUGAUAACAGGACCGUACACGUUUCGUAUUAUGAACGUUUCCGAAACAGUGUGGCGACAAUGGGGCUGGUGUAAAGCUGAAAACAUCAAUAUAACGAGUUGCAUGUGGUUAACAUCUGAUCGCAUUAUGUUUGGAACUGAUAACGGAGUCAUCAUGGUAGUAGAAAACGGAGAUCUGCGUCAGAACUGUAUAUUCCGCGCCGCUGAUGUCACGGAAAUGUCACUUAAAAAAGUCGAUACAGAGUCAGCUGAAGGAGAAAAAAUCAGUACAGCCAGCGCUGAAGUUUCUGGCAGCCAAUCAGGGCUCAUAGAGUCAGAAAACUACCCUGUGACAUGUUUGAUUAACUUCGAUAAAGGAUUUGCGUAUGCGUGUGGACAAGGGUAUGUCCAUAUGUUUGAGAAAGAGACACCACAUCAUUGGCGUAAAAGGAACUUAUUUCGAAUCUCAAAAAAAUCGUACAAACACACUCGAGAACAUCCAAUGUGGUCGCCACUUGACGCCAUACAACAUAUAACAAUAGAUCCUAAUCAGGAAACGCUUCUUAUAACAACACUCAGAAAACAACUUUAUUACGUCAAACUCUUUGGACAGCAUAUGCUUCAGAAUCCUGAAAUAGCAUUUACGGAACUAGGCCCUGCAAUGCAUUAUGGUCGCAUAAAUUCACUAUCAAUGUGCGCUUGGAAGCCAAUAUUUAUGACCUCCGGUGAACAGGACAAAAGUAUACGUAUAUGGAAUUAUAUGACAGACGACGUAGAGUUAAUUAAACUCUACCAAGAGGAGAUACAUUGCGUAUCUUUACACCCUACUGGACUUUUCGCUAUAGUCGGAUUUUCAGAUAAGUUACGUUUCAUGGUAGUUCUGAUCGACGAUUUUGAAGUUAUGCGAGAAUUUCCUAUAAGAAAUUGUAAACGUGCACAAUUUAGCACAAAUGGUCAUCUCUUCGCUGCCGUUAAUAGUCAAGUGAUCCAAGUUUUCUCGUCAGUUUCUUUUCAAAAUGUUUUCAAUUUGAAAGGACACAAUGGAAGGAUAACGGGUUUAGCUUGGUCUGCUCAAGAUUUAACUUUAGUUUCAUGUGGUACUGAAGGAGCGGUUUACGAAUGGAAUAUGUCUUCAGGACAAAGAGUUGGUGAAGUUAUAUUGAAAACAAAUCAAUUUAACGCAUGUGCAGUUAAUUCUAAUGGAAAAACUACAUACGGCGUAGGAAGUGACGGAGAAAUUAAGGAAAUUGGAUCGAACACAAUACGAAGAAAUAUGGGAUUGAUUGGUUGCGCUUUGGAUAGUAUAAUAUUAUCACGAUCUGAUUUAAUGUUAUUUAUUACUGGUGGUGAAGGAGGUGUAACUGCAGUACAAUUACCGCUAUUGGAUAAAGCUAUUUUUACUGAAUUUCAUAUGCACAAUAAAAAAGUAACUGGUAUCGCUUUAUCAUACGACGAUCAGACUUUAGUGUCUGUGGCUGAAGAUUCUUCCAUCUGCUUGUGGAGAUUGAUCAAUGCUGAUGGAAGAGCGAUAGCUCUCGAUAAAGAUUUUGCUUAUUCUAAGGAAAUUUUGAUUAGUAAGAAAGAUUUGCAAGAAAAAAUUAAUAGUAUAAAUCUACUCAGUACGAGAAUGAGUGAGUUAGAAACCGAGCACACUUAUCAACUGCGUCAAGCUGAAGCCGCGCAAGCCGAAAAAUUGAAAGAAGUGCAUGAAGGAUAUUGUGCUGCUAUUGAGGAGCUUAAAGAAAAGAAUGAGCAAAUGGAAAAUGAACAUACGCAUGAAAUAGGAAUGAUACAACAAGAUAUAGCCAAAUUGCGAACGAGCCAUGAACGAACUCUCCAAGCUUUGGAGGCUGAUUUUAAUAUAAGACUCAUAAGUGAAUACGAUCGAUAUCAGAGUCUUGAAGAUAAAACGGCUCGCAUGAGAAAAGAUUAUGAGCAGCGUUUGGAGGAGUUAGCAGAAAGUAAGCGACAAGCCUUAAGACAAAUUAAUGAUAUGUUUGAAGCGAAACUAGAAGAGAAAGACCUGAUGCUGCAAGAGUUACAAGAGCAAGCUGAUAUGGAAAGAAAAGAACACGAAACUAUAAAAGUUUCAAUCGAAGAAGAUGCUGAUCGUGAAAUAAUUGAAAUUAGAACUGCAUACGAAGUGCAACUAAAGGAAGAAAAGGAUGCUAAUGUAAGAUUGAAAGGGGAAACAGGUUUAAUGAAGAAGAAGCUUAUAUCAGCCAAUAAAGAAAUUGAUGAAUUUAAACAUCAAGUAUCUCAACUUAAGGCUGAACACAAACAAUUCCAAAAAGUAAUAUCGACUCUUGAACGAGACGUAGCAGACUUAAAAAAAGAAAUUUCAGAACGAGAUGGCACAAUCCAGGAUAAAGAAAAGAGGAUAUAUGAAUUAAAGAGAAAGAAGCAAGAAUUAGAAAAAUACAAAUUCGUGUUAAAUUUUAAAAUAACCGAAUUAAAAAAUCAGAUUGAACCUAAGGAACAAGCAAUACACGAGUUAAAAGUUCAGAUAGACGACAUGGAAAAUGAAGAACUAAAAUUGUUGAAUUCAAAACACGAACUUGAGCUUAAGAUCAGUCAGUUAAACGAAAAACUAGCUUCAGCGAAAAAAGAUUUCCUAAACGAAGCAAAUCGCAAUUUAACUUUAAAAAAUACUUUAAAGAAAAUAAAAAUUGAUCUUCAUAAUAUGACAGCUAAUUUUCAAGAUCCAACUCGAUUGAAGCUCAGCGUUAAGGCUCUAUUUCAAAAAUAUGUAGAAGACAUAGACUUUGUACGCAGUCGUAUCGCAGAAGACGAAGCAAUUGGAGAAUUCAACCGACAACGUGACCAUCUUGAGAAACAAGUAGCAGCACUAAAACAGCAACUGUCAAAGUCGCUGGAUGGAUCCAACAGUGACAUUAGAAAGAUAAUGGACGAGAACUGCACAUUAUUAACAGAAAUCAACAACCUGCGCACUGAACUCAAGUCCACUCGAUCGAGAUGUUUUCAAAUGGAAUCAAUACUUGGUCUGUCCGCUCGAUACAUUCCGCCUACAACUGCGCGCGCCAAGCUCAAGCGUGUGACGGAAGACAGGGAACACCUCGACGAAAAAUAUAAAGAGAAGAUUGAGGAAAGAGAAGAAAUCAUUGUUGCUCUUAAAGAAGAAAACGAACGUCUUCUUAGUAAGGCGAGGUGCGUCGAAGGUGACGAAGCCAAUGAUGAAUGCUCUCCUGAUAAUGCUGAGUUAAAAUAAAGUUUAUAUUUUAAAGGA
Messenger RNA from Melitaea cinxia (Glanville fritillary), 3753 nucleotides. It is a transcript of the gene tous, whose product is annotated as cilia- and flagella-associated protein 57. The transcript has 22 exons. Bases 1 to 3735 code for a protein of 1244 amino acids. Lineage: Eukaryota; Metazoa; Arthropoda; Insecta; Lepidoptera; Nymphalidae. The record is from RefSeq and is a predicted model, not a curated record. Gene Ontology annotation, molecular function: protein binding.